Caenorhabditis angaria is the source of this 3136-nucleotide messenger RNA. Lineage: Eukaryota; Metazoa; Nematoda; Chromadorea; Rhabditida; Rhabditidae. The record is from the annotation of a GenBank genome assembly.
AUGACUUCGACGGAAAGAACCCGUGAAAUGGAAGAACUUGAUGUAAGUUAUAUUUCUAGUGAAAAAUACCAAACAAGAUUAUUUUCUUUUAGUUGGUUACAUCGGAAAAACAACAACGAAUCGAUGAAAUCGAAGUCAAUUUGGAGAAGUUGAAAAUUCCAGAAGGAAUUCGCAAAAGUAUUAUGGAUGAGAUCAGUGCAUGUUUGAAGGUUCCAUCAGUUGGAUGGUUCGAUAUGCCUCAGGAGAUGCGAGAAAUGAUGAUUGAAGAAAUGGACAUUGAAACAAAGUGUAAAUUCACACAAUGUUCCAAAAAAUGUGAAGAUGAAGUGAAAGAAUCGAACAAUUUCGUAACAGCAAUCAGAAUCAAAAACUAUGAUCAUCCAAAAAUUUAUGUUGGUCUUGGCGGAAAUUCUGGUUAUCAAUAUUGUUUGAAAUUUAUUGAAGUUCGUGAUUCGUAUGCUGAUUCAAAAACAAUGGUUGUUUAUGAGAAGUAGGUGCUUCACCGAAAUAAACACGCAACGCAGACCGCGUCGCGCACAAAAAGGGAGGGAAUUUCAUGAAUCGUUCCCUUAUUUGUGUGUGUUGUGGCGCGACGCGGUCUGCGUUGCGUGUUGGAGCGCGUGGUCUGAUUUUCGAUAAUAAAAUUCGCGAUUUCCAGAGUUUCGCAGGACAGAACACCGAGAGAUAUGAGAAUGAGAAAUAAUAAUGAAAAAUGGAUGAAAAUGGAAGAAGGAAACGCAGAAGAAGUUCAAUUGAAAUAUAUAAAUGAAUAUAUCACAAAAUAUAAGAGAACAAUUGAAAAAUUCGAAGUUCAUGUAAGAUUUUCUUCUACUAAUAAUUCUAGAGAAAUAAUAAUUGUUGUUGUUGUAUUUUAGGAUUGGGAUUUUCAAUUUUCGAAUUUCGAUUGGCAGCAAUUAACACGUUUGAAUUGCUAUAAUUGUGUUUCCUAUAAUUGUAGAGAUUCUCCAGAAUGGAUGGAUUUCUCGCAAAUCAAGAAAAUGAAUACAUGUCAUUUGCCAGAAACACAAUUCACAUUUGAAGAAAUCCAACAAUUUGAAGGUCAAAGAUAUUACAUUGUAUCGACUGAUGUUAACGAGCAAAAUUAUGAGAAUUAUUUGAAAUUGUUGCGAAACGGAGAAGUUCAUCGAAAUUUGGAACGUCUUGAUGUUGUUUCUGGAUGUGAUAUGAAUUCGAUCAAUUUUGAAAGAAUUGCGAAAAGUCUUGAUGCAUUUGACUUUGAUCAAAAUGAUUUUGAGUGAGUUUGGGCUGAUUCACGAGCGAAAAAUUUUUUUUUUAACAUCGAAAGAUCACGAAAAAUCAAAAAAUGUCGAAAAAACAUUUAGUUUUUCGAGUUUUUCAGCCAAAAAUGAUGACAAAUCGAUAUUUUUCAAGCUUCUGGAGUAAUUUCUGAUGAAAAAUUGACCUUGCAAUUCAUUUUCCAGAAGGUUUUGCUGAUUUUUCGUUAUGAAUUUCGAAAAAAAUCAUAAAAUAAAGCAAAAUAGGGUUCUCGAAGCUUAUUUUCAUCAGAAAUUACCCCAGAAGCUUAAAAAACCUCGAUUUUCGAGUUUUUCAACCAAAAAUGAUGACAAAUCGAUAUUUUUCAAGCUUAUGGAGUAAUUUCUGAUGAAAAUAACCUUCGAGAACCCGAUUUUGCUUUAUUUUAUGCAUUUUUUCGAAAUUCAUUACGAAAAAUCAGCAAAACCUUCUGGAAAAUGAAUUCCGAGGUCAAUUUUCAUGAGAAAUCACUCCAGAAGCUUAAAAAACCUCGAUUUUCGAGUUUUUCAACCAAAAAUGAUGACAAAUCGAUAUUUUUCAAGCUUCUGGAGUAAUUUCUGAUGAAAAUUGACCUCGGAAUUCACUUUCCAGAAGGUUUUGCUGAUUUUUCGUAAAAAAUUCAUAAAAUAAAGCGAAAUAGGGUUCUCGAAGCUUAUUUUCAUCAGAAAUUACUCCAGAAGCUUGAAAAAUAUCGAUUUGUCAUCAUUUUUGGCUGAAAAUCAAUAUUUUUCAAGCUUAUGGAGUAGUUUCUGAUGAAAAUAAGCUUCGAGAACCCGAUUUUGCUUUAUUUUAUGAAUUUUUUCGAAAUUCAUCAGCAAAACCUUCUGGAAAAUGAAUUCCAAGGUCAAUUUUCAUCAGAAAUUAUUCCAGAAGCUUGAAAAAUAUCGAUUUUCGCGUUUUUCAGCCAAAAAUGAUGACAAAUCAAUAUUUUUCAAGCUUAUGGAGUAAUUUCUGAUGAAAAAUUGACCUUGGAAUUCAUUUUCCAGAAGGUUUUGCUGAUUUUUUGUAAUGAAUUUCGAAAAAAUUCAUAAAAUAAAGCGAAAUAGGGUUCUCGAAGCUUAUUUUCAUCAGAAAUUACUCCAGAAGCUUGAAAAAUAACGAUUUGUCAUCAUUUUUGGCUGAAAAUCAAAAUUUUUCAAGCUUAUGAAGUAAUUUCUGAUGAAAAUAACCUUCGAGAACCCGAUUUUGCUGUAUUUUAUGAAUUUUUUCGAAAUUCAUUACGAAAAAUCAGAAAAAUAUUGAUUUGUCAUCAUUUUUGGCUGAAAAACGCGAAAAUCGAUAUUUUUCAAGCUUCUGGAAUAAUUUCUGAUGAAAAUUGACCUUGGAAUUCAUUUUCCAGAAGGUUUUGCUGAUUUUUCGUAAAAUAUUCAUAAAAUAAAGCAAAAUAGGGUUCUCGAAGUUUAUUUUAAUCAGAAAUUGCUUGAAAAAUAUCGAUUUGUCAUCAUUUUUGGCUGAAAAACGUAAUUUCUGAUGAAAAUAAGCUUUGAGAACCCGAUUUUGCUUUAUUUUAUGAUUUUUUUCGAAAAUCAUUACGAAAAAUCAGCAAAACCUUCUGGAAAAUGAAUUUCAAGGUCAAUUUUCAUCAGAAAUUACUCCAGAAUUUAGAAAAUAUUGAUUUGUCAUCAUUUUUGGCUGAAAAACUCGAAAAACUAAUUUUGACCUACGACUUUUCGUGAAUCGAUCUUUCGAUGUUGUAAAAAACAUUUUUUUCAGUGUCCACUUUCGUUUUCUUUUGAAAUAUGAGAGAAAAUCGAAAUGUUAUUGUCAAGUUAUUGCUCAAGUCGAGCACAUUUUUUCGUUUGUCAUUGUAUCAGAUAAUUACGACGAAGUUAUGAAAAACCGCCAACCUUUGGACUUCUAA